AUGGCCUCUCCCUCGGAAAGAGGCACCUUCCCGGUAGACAGCCCCUCUUCGCGCCGUUUCAACCCGACCACGGCGGCGCCGGCCGGGGACUCCGGCAGCAGCAGCAGCACCGUCUCCACCCUCGAGCGCUCCUUCGGCGGCCUCGACAUCAACCCUUCGCCGCCACCGCCGCCGCCGCUGCCGGAGUCGUUGUUGCCGGUGCCGGUGCCGGUGCCGCUGCCGCCUCUCUCACCCCGACCGACGUACGGAAUCGUCUCGCGCACGUUCAUGGAAAGGAGGUGGCAACGUUGGAAGUAUGAGCGGGAGCGGGAGAUGGAGCGGCAAAUGGGGCGGCAUACCACCAGCCUCGCCGCCGCCACCGCCACCGCCAUCCGCGGAGAACAUUGGCAGCGGCAGCCGUGGCCGAAACGUCACGGAGCCGGGAGUAGUACUAGUGAGAGAAGCCGGGAGCAGCAGCGGCGGUCGUUGGCCGCGGAGUCUCGCGUCAGGACGGCCGGCAUCGCGAGGAGGAGGCAGACGCCGCAGCGAGAGCCGGCGGCGGCGGCGGCGGCUGCGCGCGGGACGCGGGUUUGGUGGAAGGAUGAUGGCGUGAUGGCGGAGCAGGCGAGGCCGUUUUUGAUGCCGUUGGUGCCGGGGGAUGGGCGUGGGAGAAAUGUCUUGUUUAAGGACCACUUUCAACGGUAUCCUGAGGUUGAGUGGUUCCGUGAACAGGGUGUUGGGGUUAUGGAAGAAGAAAAUGAUGAUGGUGAUGAUGACAUGGAUGAGGAUGAGGAUGAGGAGGAGAAUGUUGGCGGUGACCAGAGAACGAGGGAAGACUCGGUCAUGGGGGAUGAUUGA
This is a messenger RNA of Lasiodiplodia theobromae, 837 nucleotides long. RefSeq lists its product as uncharacterized. The record is from RefSeq and is a predicted model, not a curated record. The coding region runs from base 1 to 837 and encodes 278 amino acids. Lineage: Eukaryota; Fungi; Ascomycota; Dothideomycetes; Botryosphaeriales; Botryosphaeriaceae. The transcript has a single exon.